ACGUCCGAAGGCCGCGCAAAUGCCCUUGCCUCUCACCGUUACCAUAGCGACUGGGCCUCCGGACCGCCUAUCCUCGCUGCCUCAUCAACAUCUUUGAGCAUCGGCAGCUCCGGAGGCCGGGGUAACUGGGGGGUAACUAGGUUUUAGAGUGGUAUUUUAAAAGCAGGUAGGAAACUAUAUGAAAGAAUCUUCUGAUGUCACAAUUUCUGGGUGUCACUGGAACAUUUGAUCAUCAUUCCUUUGGCAAUUCCAACCUUCUCUGGAAGGUCAGUAGAAGCAAUUGAUUUAUUCACCUCUACAGGAAUCAGACUCAGCCUAUUUUGGUUUUCAGUGAAUUAUGCCUUUUCGGUUUGCGACCCAGCCAAGGAGCUUCCCAGUGGAAGGGGGAGAUUCUUCAAUUGGGCUGGAGCCUGGGCUGAGCUCCAGUGCUGCCUGUAAUGGGAAAGAGAUGUCACCAACCAGGCAACUCCGAAGAUGCCCUGGAAGUCAUUGCCUGACAAUAACUGAUGUUCCCAUCACUGUCUAUGCAACAAUGCGAAAGCCACCUGCACAAAGCAGCAAGGAAAUGCAUCAUAAAUAGCAUCAUUAAGUCUUUUGUAGAGGUUUGACUAGGUCAAGGGUAAUGGGCCAGUAUCAUCUUAUGAUCUGGUAAACAAAUAAAAGUGGUGGCACCUUUGGAUGA
Molecule: messenger RNA, 682 nt
Organism: Hippopotamus amphibius kiboko
Lineage: Eukaryota; Metazoa; Chordata; Mammalia; Artiodactyla; Hippopotamidae
Gene: FAM229B
Product: family with sequence similarity 229 member B
Exons: 4
Coding region: 338-580 (80 amino acids)
Source: RefSeq, a predicted model, not a curated record